This is a messenger RNA of Nicotiana attenuata, 696 nucleotides long. Its product is annotated as craniofacial development protein 2-like. Gene Ontology annotation, cellular component: nucleus. NCBI's taxonomy places the organism in Eukaryota, Viridiplantae, Streptophyta, Magnoliopsida, Solanales, Solanaceae. The record is from RefSeq and is a predicted model, not a curated record. Gene Ontology annotation, biological process: chromatin remodeling. Bases 1 to 696 code for a protein of 231 amino acids. The transcript has 2 exons.
AUGCAGCAAAUACUUGGCAGGACGAGUGCUCUCAAGGGGCAGCUCCGCCGAAAGGAUGAGGAGAUCGAGGCGGUAAAGAGGGCCGCAGCUGAGUGCGAGCGCCGGGGCAAGGCCAAGGCGGCGGAGGCCGCUGCGGAUUCUUCAAAGAAGGAGGAUCAAAAUAGCGUGUUCCAGGAGACCAAGUGGAAGGGUACUAAGGCACGUGAUGUUAACGGUUAUAACCUGUGGUACUCCGGAGAUGCUGGGGGCAAGAAUGGGGUCGGUAUAUUAGUCGACAUGGAACUUAGGGAGCUAGUGGUCGAGGUUAGGAGGGUAAGCUAUAGGGUGAUGGAGGUUAAGCUUGUGGUUGGGGGGCUCAAUUUUAAUGUGAUUAGUGCUUAUGCUCCUCAAAUAGGUUUGGGCGAGAAGGUCAAGAGGCAAUUCUGGGAGGACUUGGACGAGGUGGUGCGUGGUAUUCCGUGCACCGAGAUGAUUUUCAUUGGAGGGGAUUUCAAUGGCCAUAUCGGGGCUAAUGUCGGGGGUUACGAUGAUGUGCAUGGAGGGUUCAGUUUUGGAGAUAGGAACGAGGCAGGUACUUUGCCGUUAGAUUUCGCUAGAGCUUUUGAUUUGGUGGUAGUUAACUCGAGUUUUCCAAAGAGAGAGGAGCACCUGAUCACUUUCCGGAGUACGAUGGCCAGGACCCAGAUAGACUCCUAG